This is a messenger RNA of Oryza sativa Japonica Group (Japanese rice), 2134 nucleotides long. RefSeq names its product 65-kDa microtubule-associated protein 5. NCBI's taxonomy places the organism in Eukaryota, Viridiplantae, Streptophyta, Magnoliopsida, Poales, Poaceae. Gene Ontology annotation, biological process: microtubule cytoskeleton organization. The record is from RefSeq and is a predicted model, not a curated record. Gene Ontology annotation, cellular component: spindle; cytoplasm. Gene Ontology annotation, molecular function: microtubule binding.
GGCGCACCUAGUAACCCCUCGUCUCCCGAGUCCCUCGUCUCCCUCGCGUCGAUUCCCCUUUCUCCCGCUCUUCCCCUUUCAAAUCUCUCUCUAGCCGCUCCUCUCUAUAAACCCUAGUACUCGGGGGGCACCGCGCGCUCCGUCCCCCAAAUCCGAUCCAUCCCGCGAGAUCGCCCCGCGCCCUUCCCCCUCGAUAAUGGCGACGGCGCCGCCGCGGGUAUCCUGCGGCUCCCUUCUCCAGGAACUUCAGGUACUCUGGGGACAAAUUGGCCAGAAUGAAGCAGAAAGAGACAGGAUGAUAUUGCAGCUAGAGGAGGAUUGCCUCAAUGUUUACAGAAAGAAAGUAGAGCAAACAAGAAAGCAAAAGGAGGACCUGAUUGAAGAACUUUCUUUUGGUGAAUUGGAUAUUGAGAAAAUCCUUUCUGCUCUUGGAGAGCGAGAAUCUUUUUCUAGGGUAGAGAAACUUGGGGGUACAUUACUGGAACAACUUGCGAAAGUAGAGCCUGUUCUGGAAGAUUUGAGACGGAGGAGGGAUGAGCGAGUCGAGGAGUUUAUGGUUGUACAGGCGCAGAUAGUUCGGUUACAUGCAGAAAUUUCAGGAACAAUUGAAAAUGGGGAUCCUGUACCUCCUUUGGUGGAUGAGACAAACCUAUCCUUAAGGAGGCUAGAAGAGUUUAAGAGCCAGCUUAAGGAGCUCCAAACUGAAAAGAAUCUCAGGCUGCAAAAGAUUGAUGUACAGAUCAAUUGUAUCCAUGAAAUCUGCAACAUGAUGUCUCUUGAUCUCAAGAAAGAACUUUAUGAUGUUCAUCCCAGCUUCGUUGAGUUGGGAAGGACCACAUCGAUGAGUAUAAGCGACAGCACACUUGAAAGGCUUGCAGGAAAAGUUCAUUCGUUAAAUCAAGAAAAGAAACAGAGGCUUCGGAAGUUGCAAGAUCUUGGCAGCACACUUAUUGAGUUAUGGAACCUAAUGGACACACCAACUGCUGAACAGAAAUGCUUUGACCAUGUUACUUCUUUGAUUUCAGUCUCACCAAGCACAAAAAUGCCCCAAGGAUGCCUUGCACGUGAACUUAUUGAGAAGGUAGAGGUUGAGGUUAAGAGGCUGAAUUGUUUGAAAGCCAGCAAAAUGAAAGAGCUUGUAUUAAAGAAAAUGAUUGAGCUUGAAGAGAUCUACAAAAGUGUUCACAUGGAUAUUGACAGUGAUUACGAGAGGAGAAUUCUCAAUGAUCUUAUUGAUUCUGGUAAAGCAGAUCUCUCAGAUUUGCUUACAGGAAUGGAUGGUCGAAUUACAAAGGCAAGAGAGCACGCUCUAAGCAGAAAGGAAAUUCUAGAGAAGGUUGAAAAAUGGACAUUAGCAUCUGAAGAGGAGAGUUGGCUUGAUGAAUAUGAAAAGGAUCAGAAUCGCUAUAAUGCUGGUCGAGGAGCUCACAAAAAUCUCAAGCACGCUGAAAAAGCAAGGAUGCUGGUUAGCAAAAUUCCAUCUCUGCUGGAGAAUUUAACUGCUAAAAUUAAAGCUUGGGAAAAGGAGAACGGUGUCCCAUUUAUGUAUGAUAAGAUAAGGCUGUUGGAUAGUUUAGAAGAAUACACCUCAAGAAGACAGCAGAAAGAUGAGGAGAAACGGCGAUCGCGGGAGCUCAAGAAACUGCAAGAACAGUAUGCAGCAGAACAAGGUGCUACGUUUGGAACGAAGCCAAGCCCUGCGCGUCCACCUUCGGCUAGGAAGCCUCUUGGGCAGAGCUCGAACGCCAACAUAAUCAGUGGAACUCCUACCAGCCGCCGUGUCUGUACCCCGAUGGCACGCAAGGGAGGCUUGUCUUCUGGAAAAGUGAAAGAGGCUGGCAAGACAGCCUUUAUACCGGCAAACUAUGUGGCCCUUCCCAAGGAUUGCUCAGACAAUUCUAACCUGUGAGGCUGUGAGAAUGUCAACACCAGUUAUAAGUAGGAGUCUUUUACUCGGGCUUCUGCCUUUUCAUUUUGCUUGAUCUAUUCGAUUAGCAUCUUGCUAAAUAGUUGGUCCGUUAUGUGAUCUGAACUUUUGAUGCGAAAACCUUUCUGACGUGAAAUGACCCCAUCUAUAGGAUGAUUCUGUACUGGAAGAUUCCUGAUUUUAACUUGACAGUGUCCAUUUAAAUUA